GUGUGCGGGGUGAGCGGGGUGCACCAAUUCUGUCGCCAUGUUGCAUGGGGUUUGGAAAAAACUGUACUAAACAUUUUUUGAGGGUGUGUGCGGAUGAUAGGUGGUGUGCUAAAUGUUGGAGACAGGGUGGGCCAAAACUGUCAGGAUGUUAAAGAGAGUUUGCUAAAGACUGUACUAAACAUUUGUAGUGGGUGUGUGCAGAAUAGAGGUGGUGUGCCAAAUGUUCUUUGAGCGGCUGUGCACCAACUCUGUCGGGCUGUUUAAGGGAGUUUGCAAAAGACUAGUAAAAAAAUUUUUGAGGGUGUGGGUGGAUGAAGGGUGGUGCACCGAAUGUUGUUUCAGAGAGUGGGGGUGGUGGGGGGGGAAUUGGGUCCGCCAACUCUGUAAGAUGCAGAAGGGAGUUUACAAGAAAACGGGACAAAACGUUCUUUGAGGGUGUGUGCUUAUGAGAGGGUGUGCCGAGUAAAAGGGGGGUGCGCCAACUCUUGUCAGGAUGUUGAAUAUUAGUUGGGAAGGACAACAAAAUUUGUUUGAGGGUGUUUGCAAGGGAGAGGGGGUGCGCUAACUCUUGUCAACAUGUUGAAAUGGGUGCACGCUUCAAAGAGGAAGCGCACCCCAGCUCUCCCUGCAUAACACCUCAGCAACUUUUUUUCUUUUUUUUUUUUGCACAACUCUGUGUGUGGGGAAGAGAUAGGGAAGAGGGUGUGCGCCAUUUCGUUUCUGCAGAAGAGGGUGCGCAUCUUGGAAAAGAGUGAUGGGUGGAAUGUUAUUGAAUUCAACUAGAGGAAUCAGCUGCUUUUUUCCCAGGGUUUGGGCGUGCGUGUGUGCGUAAAAGUCUCCUGAACAGGAAACUCUCUCGCUCUCUCGCUCGCUCUCUCUCUCUCUCUCUCUCUCUCUCUCUCUCUCUCAUUGGGUGCGUGUGCGUGCGAGAGAGAAUCCCAGCUGGUCCCAGCAGCCUUAUAAUAGCGAGCUCAACAUCCUGGAGCUUCAAUGAAAGCUAAGCUGAGCUGUCUGACUGCUUGGUCGGUUUCUCUUCACUUCAGCGCGGAGUUGCCUGGGAGUCGUAGCCGAGCGCCGCGUCUGAUUUUUCGGUCACCUUGCACUGGUCUUUACCGUGCCUCUCGCUGGUUGUGAUGGUUCCCCACUCGGGUGAUGCUCAGUCCUGUCGGAGGAUGGCUCUUUUGGUUCUGGUCGUGCUCUCCGCGUGGGUCUGCUGCGCACGCUUCGGAUACUGCGCCCUGCUCCGAGCGGAGGCGGAUUUUACGCACGAGGCCGAGCGGAGGCAUGCUGCUCCAGUAGCUCCAGUGGUUGCGGGGGACCGGGAGCGGCUGUCCCAGGACACGGUGACAGAGCACAUGCACAUGCUCUACGACAAGUACAACAAGGCGGGAUUCGCUUACAAGAACGGCAACACGGUGCGCAGCUUCAAGGCGCACUGGGGGGUGAUCAACAAGAAGCGGCUUCAGAUCUUCAACCUCACGUCGCUCACUAAGUCCGAAGAUGUCCUUUCUGCCACACUGCACUACUAUAUCGGGGACCUCCACAAUGGCAGCUGGUCCUGCUCCAGACCCCAAGGCUGCGUCUUCCAUGGCCCACGCAGGCACAGCCACAUCCACGCCGUCAUCUGGAGCUUUGCCCCUGAGGCUGACCAGUUGAGGACUCUGGGCCAGUUCCGCAUCAAUGUGUCCACACACAACCAGGACUUCAUCUCCUGGCAGUGGAAGGACAUCACCAGGGUGGUCAACCAGGCCAAGGCACAUCACCAGCUCCUCAUCGGCAUCGAGGUGGCCUCGCGGGGACCCCGGCCCUGGAAGGAGCUCCUGGCUGACCGCUCCCCUUACAUCCUCGUGUACGCCAAUGACUCGGCCAUCUCUGAGCCCGAGAGCGUGGUGGCCACCCUCAGGAGGAAUCCCUCGGUGGGGGACCCCAAGGUAGGGCAACGUGGGCGGAACGCGACGGAACCGCAGAGGAGCUCUUCCAGGCCCAAGCGUGCCAUCAACGUCCUGCUCCCCCUGCAGAACAACGAGCUCCCUGGACCUGAGUACCCCUAUGAGACAACCGGUUGGGAUGAGUCCAGUCCCUAUGAGCCCUUCCAGAGCAAGCAGGCCCGGCGGCCGUUGCGCAAAAAGAGCCGCAAGAACCCAAGGCACAAGAUGCCCCUGCUACAGUUUGACGAGCACACUAUCAAGAAGGCCCGGAAGAAGCAGUGGAAUGAGCCCCGGAACUGCGCACGCCGCUACCUCAAAGUAGACUUUGCUGACAUCGGCUGGAGCGAGUGGAUUAUUUCGCCAAAGUCUUUUGACGCCUACUACUGCUCCGGGUCCUGCCAGUUCCCCAUGCCCAAGGCGCUGAAGCCAUCAAACCACGCCACCAUCCAGAGCAUUGUGCGGGCGGUGGGUGUGGUGCCCGGCAUCCCGGAGCCGUGCUGCGUCCCGGAGAAGAUGUCGUCCCUCAGCAUCCUCUUCUUUGAUGAGGACAAAAACGUGGUUCUCAAGGUGUACCCCAACAUGACGGUGGAUUCCUGCGCGUGCCGAUAGUUCCCUUGGCGCACCCCUCUUUUGUCCCCACCGCCUGCUGACUCUCGUCGCCAUGGAAGCAAGUCCAGAAAAGAUGCGUUCCUCUUCUUAUUUUUAAAAUUGCUCACAUUGACGCCGGACCUGACUGGCAGGGCACUCUAAGGGAGUGCGCAAUGUGGUUACAGGUGAUGGGGGUGCGACAGCAGGAAGUAGUGGUGGUCCUCGAGGAAGAUGCUCACAUGGAGGAGGACCACUGAAGGAUAAAUGCCUUUUUAGGACGAAUUUUCACAGUGCUUCAAUUUGGACCCAUUCUAUUUGACGGGCUACACCUCUUCUCAUCAGCCAUGCUGGUCUUUGUCCAAACUUUUGAAGCCACGCACCUCCUUCCCUACCGAACUUGAGAAGCCACGCACCCCCUUCUCUCCGUGAACUUUUUCAACCAGACACCACCUUGCACAUCUGGACAGAGUUGGCACACCCCUAUAAAAUGCGCCCUCCCUGCGGAGCACCACAAAACUCAAGACAAAGAUCAUUUAAAGGCAUCAUAUUUCGUCAUGUAAACAUGAUUGAAUGGGAUUAAAAAGACGGUUGUUCCAUACGUACCCCUUGGGGUGCGCAUACCAAAGUUACCCCUCUGUAAGUCUGUAUUUCCCAUUCAUCAUAAUAUAACUUUAUAGUAUAACAUUAUGGAUUCCAAAGCCAAGCCAGAGUGAUGUUUCGAAGGGGGUCCACCUAACCAUAUCAGCUAAGUCAGUCUUUCUCAAACUAUUAAAGCCACGAAACCCCUCCCAUCCCUAAACUUAUUAACCCAUGCACCCUAUUUAGCAACAUGCUUGGCACACCCCCUAUGCACCAUAUGCACCCCCAGACAGUUUUCUCAGUGUUAGUGAGUAUGUACCAUUCAUUGUUACUUUAUUGUGCAACUUUAUAGAUUGAAAAGUUUAAGCUGGACCCAUAGCUCUGAGGGGGUGGCGCACCCCUUCGUCUUUGCACACCACCCGUCAGCACAUAGCGGAAAUGUCUAUACGUAUCCCUAGGUGUGCGUGCACUACAGUUUGCCCUGUUGUAUUCCUAAGCAAAGUUGGACUGAUGCCUCUGGGGUGGGGGCUGCCCCUCUCUUCAAUCUGCUACAUCAGUUUUUGAAGCUACGCACCCCCUUCUGCAUUCAAGACAGAGUUGGCGCAGCCCAUCUCCACCACGUACCCCCUCUAAAUAAAGUCCAUUUGAGGUGCUGCAUGUACCACAGUUUGCCCUCUGUAACUGUAUUUACCAUUCAUCACUACAUUAUUGUAUAACUUCUAGGAUCCCAAAGCUCAGCUUACCCUCUGAAGGGGGUGUGCCUCGCCUUAUUCGCCCAGUCUUUUGUUGGCUUUAGUUCCCCCCGAAUGUUUCGCCCCCUUUUUGUUGUAGCCAUAAAGGCAUCAUGUUUAAUCAUGCAAACAUGAUCAAGUUGAAUUAAAAAUUUCAUUUUACAGAAAAUGUUUAUGCGCACCAACAUUUGGAGAUCCAUCCAUCCAUUUUCUUUACCGCUUAUCCUCACUAGGGUCAGGGGCUGCUGGAGCUUAUCCCAGCUAUCUUCGGGCGGGAGGCGGGGUACAUCCUGAACCGGUCGACAGCCAAUCGCAGGGCACAUAGAAACAAACAACCAUUCGCACUCACAUUCACACCUACGGGCAAUUUAGAGUCUUCAAUCAACCUACCAUGCAUGUUUUGGGGAUGUGGGAGGAAACCGGAGUGCCCGGAGAAAACUCACAGAGGCACGGGCAGAACAUGCAAACUCCACAAAGGCGAGGCCGGGAUUUAAACCCCGGUCCUCAGAACUGUGAGGCAGACGUGCUAACCAGUCGUUCACCAUGCCGCCCCAUUUGGAGAUACCAUGACCAAUUCAUUCAGUUUUACUGUACAACUGUAUCAGUUCCAAAAGCUAAAGUUCCUCUUCGUAUCACCUUUAUCAAUCAUUUGAAUCCAUGCACCCCCAGUUAGCACACCUCCACUACCCCUAAAAAGUUACUACAAAAGGUUUAAGCAGGCAAGUGGUGUGCCUCUCCUUCUCAGCUUCUUCCCCAAAAACCUUUGAGGCCACACACCCCCUUCAACAUCCUGCUGGUGCAUCGCCUCUCUUGCUUAAAAAAGUUUUUUUUUUUUUAAACAAAACAAUACAUAUCCUCAGGUUGUUUUUCUAACUGUUGAGACCACAACAGCAAAACAUCUAUUUAUGCAGACCAGAUACUUCCCGUACGCUUUAUAUUGUACAUUUUUGUGUAUAUAUUGCAGCUGACUGUAUGCUGACGACUGUUUGUUGACAAGUGCCUUUUCUUUCCAAAUCUUGGGAAUCCAUUUGUAAUAAAAAGCUGUUAUUGUGGAAUUUAUUCUUUAAAAAUAUAUAUAUACAGUAUUUCAAAACUUUUUGAUAUUUCAGAGAUAUUUGCUCUAUUUUGGGUCAAUAGAUGUUUUUCUUUUGUUGUAACUUUUAUAUAUUUUGUA
Phyllopteryx taeniolatus (common seadragon) is the source of this 5000-nucleotide messenger RNA. It is a transcript of the gene bmp3, whose product is annotated as bone morphogenetic protein 3. Bases 1134 to 2537 code for a protein of 467 amino acids. NCBI's taxonomy places the organism in Eukaryota, Metazoa, Chordata, Actinopteri, Syngnathiformes, Syngnathidae. The record is from RefSeq and is a predicted model, not a curated record. Gene Ontology annotation, molecular function: growth factor activity; cytokine activity. The transcript is spliced from 4 exons. Gene Ontology annotation, biological process: SMAD protein signal transduction; BMP signaling pathway. Gene Ontology annotation, cellular component: extracellular region.